Molecule: messenger RNA, 1689 nt
Organism: Polyodon spathula (Mississippi paddlefish)
Lineage: Eukaryota; Metazoa; Chordata; Actinopteri; Acipenseriformes; Polyodontidae
Gene: ddx39b
Product: DEAD (Asp-Glu-Ala-Asp) box polypeptide 39B
Exons: 11
Coding region: 119-1405 (428 amino acids)
Biological process (GO): mRNA splicing, via spliceosome; mRNA export from nucleus
Molecular function (GO): RNA helicase activity; RNA binding; ATP binding
Source: RefSeq, a predicted model, not a curated record
GCGGUGACCCGCGCUCCACUUGACGUUGUGGGAAAAAAAAAAAAAAAAAAACAGAGAAGCCGCCGAGCGACGCGAACGACGACCUGAGCGACUCUCGACACGAAAGCACUAGGUCAGGAUGGCUGAGAACGACGUUGACAAUGAGCUUCUGGACUAUGAAGAUGACGAGGUGGAGAACACAGGGAGCGGGGAUGCUGUGGACCUGCCUGUCAAGAAGGACGUAAAGGGCUCCUAUGUGUCCAUCCACAGCUCCGGCUUCAGGGACUUCCUGCUUAAACCAGAGCUGCUGAGAGCCAUUGUGGACUGCGGCUUCGAGCACCCCUCCGAGGUACAGCACGAGUGUAUCCCGCAGGCCAUCCUGGGUAUGGAUGUGCUGUGCCAGGCCAAGUCUGGAAUGGGGAAGACCGCCGUGUUUGUGCUGGCCACCCUGCAGCAGCUUGAACCCGUUACUGGACAGGUGUCUGUGCUCGUGAUGUGUCACACAAGAGAGCUGGCUUUCCAGAUCAGCAAGGAGUAUGAGCGAUUCUCCAAGUACAUGCCCACCGUCAAGGUGGCUGUGUUCUUUGGCGGCCUGUCUAUCAAGAAGGACGAGGAAGUGCUGAAGAAGAACUGCCCCCAUGUUGUGGUGGGGACCCCAGGAAGGAUCCUGGCUCUGGCGCGCAACAAGAGCCUCAACCUGAAACACAUCAAACACUUCAUCCUGGAUGAGUGUGAUAAGAUGCUGGAACAACUGGACAUGCGCCGUGAUGUCCAGGAGAUUUUCCGCAUGACCCCCCACGAGAAGCAAGUGAUGAUGUUCAGCGCCACCCUGAGCAAGGAGAUCCGGCCCGUGUGCCGCAAGUUUAUGCAAGAUCCCAUGGAGAUCUUUGUGGACGAUGAGACGAAGCUGACCCUGCACGGGCUGCAACAGUACUACGUGAAGCUGAAAGACAACGAGAAGAACCGCAAGCUUUUUGACCUGCUGGACGUGCUCGAGUUCAACCAGGUGGUGAUUUUUGUGAAGUCUGUGCAGAGGUGUGUGGCGUUGGCCCAGCUGUUGGUGGAGCAGAACUUCCCUGCCAUCGCCAUCCACAGAGGCAUGCCCCAGGAGGAGAGGCUUGCUCGCUACCAGCAGUUCAAGGAUUUCCAGCGCAGGAUCCUGGUGGCCACAAACCUGUUUGGUCGAGGCAUGGACAUUGAGAGGGUCAACAUCGCCUUCAACUACGACAUGCCCGAGGACUCGGACACCUACCUCCACCGGGUGGCGAGGGCAGGUCGGUUCGGUACCAAGGGCCUGGCCAUCACCUUCGUGUCAGACGAGAAUGAUGCCAAGGUGCUGAACGACGUGCAGGACCGGUUUGAGGUGAACAUCAGCGAGCUUCCCGACGAGAUUGACAUCUCCUCCUACAUUGAACAGACGCGAUAAACCAGCCUCCAGACUCUUGACUACAUCCAGAACAUGGAGAAGGUGCAGGAGAAGAAAAGACAAUUUUGUAUAUAAUUAGAAUGCUUGUUAGUUAUGAUAUUACAGACCUUUUUGUUUUAAAAGGAAAAUAAGUUUUGUUUAACUAUCUUUUCCUUCUGUUUUAAUUUAGUUUUUCCAGAUUAUGUUGUGCGUGUUUGUGCAUGAGAGGUCUCUAGAUGGACCCCUUUUUUUCUAAUAAUAUCCUGUGAUCAAAUAAACGUCAUGUACAUUUAUUAACAUGGGAA